AUGGGUUUGAAACUGAAGGACCAAAUGAGAUUUGGAGACGAAGAAGAAAAUCAGAGCACAUUGUUGGACAAGUAUGAAAGGCUGUCUUUCGAGGUUCAGUUAAACCAGGCCAUACUUCUUGGAAGGAGUCUGUCUGAGCCAUCGACCUUUGGUACCAGGACAAGGACGGUGAAUACUGCUGCUGCUUCACCAAUCCCUGCUCACCAUCAUUAUGUUCACCAGGAAAAGCACCCCAAAUCACGCUUCAUUCACAAACUCCUCAACAAGUUGUUCAGCCCAAAAAAGUUUGCUUCUUCAUCUUCUCCUUCCGUCUCUGCUCCUGCAAAAGGAGUACCCAAGCAGGACUACUGCAAGUCCAACAAGCUGUGGAGAAAACCAUUCAGUAGAUCUCUCAGGAGGCCUUGA
This is a messenger RNA of Oldenlandia corymbosa var. corymbosa, 405 nucleotides long. The record is from the annotation of a GenBank genome assembly. Lineage: Eukaryota; Viridiplantae; Streptophyta; Magnoliopsida; Gentianales; Rubiaceae.